UUUUUGUUGAAGGUGCACGGAGAAGACGCGCCAUCGAGCUGCGACCUAUCGCCAUCCAGGAACGUUGCCACUACUGUGGUAGUAUGACCAAGGAAACAACAUGCAAAGUGCUCUGUGUGGAUGCCAUAUGUACCCAGCAGGAAAGCGGUAUAUGCAUCUCGUACGCAUUGUUCGACGGCACUCCUGGCGACGAGAAUGCUACGGGGGAUCUGGAAUCGUUGCUUGAAAUGGAUGUGGAUAUCUAUGGCGAACAAGACCAGCAUCUUGGCUUUGAUCCAUGCGUGUCGCUCGAAACACUGGCCUUACAAAGCCCGCAUGGAAGCAACACGAACGAAAAGACAUGGAACGAAGAAGGAGAAAACAACGACGUCGCCCCCAUCGACUCCACAGCGGACACCGCCAAACAAGACCGGCGGCGGCUCUCGUUAAGGAAAGAGCUGUUCCAACACAGAAUAAAAGCCCAAGAUCUGUCAUCCCCGGGGCCAAAGUCUGAAAACGACGGCAUGACUGUAUGUCGACCGUGUUACGAACAGCCCGAAUACGACUUGGCCUCUCCCCUCGCCCUUCCUCCGUCGCCGACGUCAUUCUAUGAGCCCGACGAAACCCUAGACAUCGAUGGAGAGUCAAAUAGCAAUCAAGAUGACGCCAGGCCUGACCCCAUGUUGUCCAAGGCCAGUACAAAACUCAUUCGAGGACGCAAAGUCAAGCACGGAGGCAUAUACUCGCUAUUGCUCAAGGGUCUCAAACGCACCGACGACUACAACGAUUCGGCUGUGCUCGUUGACUCUGCCAAAGAAAAUAUUAUGGCCAAGAACCAUGCGUACGUCACCCUCACGACGGACGCGGCAGGGGAAGUCGCCGAAGCAGCAGCACACACGCCAUCCAAGCGCAUGUCCCCGUCGCCGUCCAAAAUGCAAGUUCGACAUGGUGGCAUUUACCGCAUGCUUCGCGAGAAAACGUAGCAAUAGGACUAACAUUUCAUUCAUUCCAUCGAAAUGACUCCUCC
Molecule: messenger RNA, 1006 nt
Organism: Aphanomyces astaci
Lineage: Eukaryota; Oomycota; Saprolegniomycetes; Saprolegniales; Verrucalvaceae
Exons: 5
Coding region: 84-962 (292 amino acids)
Source: RefSeq, a predicted model, not a curated record